ACACAAUUAUAAUAAUUAACAAUGGUUAAAAAAGUUCUUGAAAAGCUUUUAUUAUUUUAUUUUAUUUUUUAUUUUUUUUAAAAAAUAUUUAUAUAUCUUAAAAUAUGGAAUUUACUGUUAAAUUAUGUUUUGGACUUGUAUUAGUUUUAUUCAAUUCUAAUAGACUUGUAGAUGCUCUCUCUUGUCCUUGUCACAAUCUUCCGACUAAAUGUUCAACGCCUAUACCCACGGAUUGUAAAGGCGACAUAACUAAGGACGCUUGUGGAUGCUGCGAUGUUUGCGCAAAGGUGAAAGAUGAAGAGUGUGGGGGGCCAUUUCGAACAUCGGGCAAAUGUUCUAGUGGAUUCAUAUGUAAAUACGAAAGCUACACUGAGCCGCUUCAAUCAAAGGGGAUAUGCAUUACAGAAUACCCAAGAGAGGAAGGAGAGCCAUGCGGUGAAGUUUGGACACAAGGCCAAUGCAAACAAGGAUUCAUAUGUCAGCAGCCGGAUGAGUACAGCCUAGGGAUAUGCGUCAAAGAUUUAUUUUCUCAAAAAAGAAUAAGAGAAUAAAUAAAAGAAAUUUUUUAUUUAAAAAUUAUAAAAUAUAAUUACAUUAUUCAAAUAAUAGUGCUUAAUAUCAUUCACAAGCUUUCAGUAAAUAUUGUAUAAAACUAUUUCAACAAUCUUA
This is a messenger RNA of Gordionus sp. m RMFG-2023, 669 nucleotides long. RefSeq names its product venom protein 302-like. Gene Ontology annotation, cellular component: extracellular region. The transcript has 4 exons. Gene Ontology annotation, biological process: regulation of cell growth; regulation of signal transduction. The record is from RefSeq and is a predicted model, not a curated record. Gene Ontology annotation, molecular function: insulin-like growth factor binding. NCBI's taxonomy places the organism in Eukaryota, Metazoa, Nematomorpha, Gordioida, Chordodea, Parachordodidae. Bases 105 to 551 code for a protein of 148 amino acids.